This is a messenger RNA of Rotaria socialis, 2280 nucleotides long. Lineage: Eukaryota; Metazoa; Rotifera; Eurotatoria; Philodinida; Philodinidae. The record is from the annotation of a GenBank genome assembly.
AUGACUGACAUUCAUGAAGAAAAACAACGAAUUUCGGAUAUUAGCGAAAACGCAGUGUUUAUUGUUCAACGCAUUAUUGAUCAUCGUUUUCGCAAUGGUCGAAAAGAAUUUUUGAUUGCAUGGAAAGGUUAUCCUGAUGAACAAAAUACUUGGGAACCUCAACAAAAUUUAGAUUGUCCAGAUAUGAUAACGGAAUAUGAAACACAUAUUUUACAGCAAUCUCGUUAUAUGAAUCCUGAUACAUCAUCUCUUCCACAACAAAAAAAUGUUGAAGAUAAAUUUCAAGACUUUACUCUACAACGUGAAACAAAUUUCGGUGAUAAAUUAUCGGUAUUAGAUUGUGUUCUUCAACAUGUUACAUUAUUUUCUGGUACUGAAAAUGCUCGACAAUGGUUCACCAAACUUGAUUCAAAAUUAUGUGAACUUCAUUUAUCUCUUAUUGAUCGUCUUGAAAUUCUUCCAAAUCUUUUCACCUGUGAUGCAAUGAUUUGGUUUAGUAUAAAUAAAGAUAAGUUUAAAUCUUAUACUGAUUUUUGUCGACUUUUUGCAUUUACAUAUUUUAAAUUCGAACAAUCCUCUAACAAUACCAUGAUAGAACCACAAAAUAAAAUUUCAUCAAUGCUUUCAUCUGCCAUAAUUAAUAAUGCAUCACUAGAUAUUUCUCCUGAUUGUUUGAUUAAUCCAUCUGCUUCAGCUGUUUGUUUUAAUAAAUCACAAGGAUCUACUGCCAAUGAUAUCUCUAAUUCUAUUUUAUCAACUACUAUUUGUAAAGCAUUGAUUGAUAAAUUUGUUAAAGAUCCAAUUAAAUUUCAUGGUGGUAAAGACAAUAUUUAUCGAUGGAUUGAUGAAAUUGAUCACCAAUUCAAAAUCAUGAAUUUAUGUGAUUCAGAUAAAUUAAAUCUAAUUCAUAUAUGUCUUAAAGGUGAAGCUUAUCAAUGGUUUCAACAACAACCAAUGCCAUUUACAUCAUGGUCUAACUUUAUUGCAGAAAUUAUUAAAUCGUUUAGUUCUAAUUUACAACGAGAUGUAGCAUUUAAAAAAUUGAAAUUGUACCAACAAACCACUCAUCAAUCGGCAACCCAAUACUAUAUUGAGAUGAUAAAGUUAAUGCAACAAGCAGAUCCACAAAUGAACGAGUCAACAAAAAUUCACUAUCUGAUGAAUGGCCUUCGUCAAUCAUUAUGCACUGAAACACGACGAAAUUACCCAACAUCAACCCAAGCAUUAAAUACUACUUUUACCUCCACUUCCAUUGAUAAUGAUGAUAUCACACCGUAUGAUUCUUUUUCGUAUUCAACAACAUCAUCUUACCCAACAGCAAAUAAUUCAAAAACUUCUGAGUCUCAACAUUCUUUACAUAAAAAUUUUAAUACAUCGUAUCAUUAUCUACCUCAACGUAAUCACUAUUCUCGUGUAUCUGGUCAAGCAGCUGAUAUUAAUUCAUCAGCAAAAUUUAUACCUCCUUUACUUGCUAAUAAUACAUCUCAACGAAACAAUAAUUCAUAUCGUAAUAAUACUAAUAAUCAUCAGUAUCGAAAUUAUCAACAACAACAGCAAAAAUCAUUUCAAGGGUGUUUUAGAUGUAGUUCACUAGAUCAUAUCGCUCGUGAUUGUCACCAUUUCGAAAAACGAAUUCUAUUUACGACAUAUGUUAAUAAUAAUGAAAUGCAAAUUAUGAUAGAUACUGGUGCACAAAAUUCUUUUGUUCAUGAACGAAAUUUAACACUUAAUGAUAAAUUUAAAUCUUCUACUAUACCUCAACAAAAAUUUUAUAUGGCUGAUGGAUUAACAUCAUUUAUUGUUACUGGAACAGUUACAUUGAAUAUUUUUAUUGGUGAUAUUUUAACAUCGAUUUUAGCAUAUGUGACAAAAAAUUUAUGUGCUGAUCUAAUACUAGGCAUGGACUAUCUUUUAAAGUAUGAUUUAGAAAUAAAACCAAAAAAGAAAAUUAUACUAUUUUAUUUGCACGACAAGGCAAUCACGAUGCCCAUCGACAACGAAAGCACUUCAUUUUAUUUUACUAACCCCUCAUCACAUUCUGAACGAAUGAGACAUGAUAAUCAAUUAAAUACUAUAGCAACGUCAUCGUCCUCUCAUACACCUGAACUAGCUAUUAACCAUUUAUUGCACCAUCUUACUGAUCAAGUUGAAUACCACACACUUCAAGUAUUAUUAUAUAAAUUUAAAUCUAUAUUUGAUCAUAAUACGUUUACAGUUGCAACCACACAAAUGUCUCAUGUUAUUGAAACUCAUCCACAUACUCCACCGGUCUCCAAAUAG